AUGGCAUCCUUGCCCAGCGAGCUCAUUGGCGCGACGGGACGUCGCUAUCGCUUCAUGAAUAUUCUCCAGGAGCGACCACAUAUUGGUCGCGUUUGGACAGCUUCGUCUGGACAGGAUAUCUUCGUCCUGAAGGACAUUCCUGUCAACAUCUUCAGCAACUUCAACGCACGAAUACUGCCGCAAUUGAGCAAGAUGUCAACCACAUCACUGCGGGUGCCGCUCGAUACCAUACCAGAUCAGCGCGUGUUUGUAUACAAAUACCUCUCUGAUGACUUUUUGCAUUUGGUUCGAAAGGGACUACCGAUACAAGCCUGCCGAAAAGUCCUGCGAGCUACUCUCCAGGCUAUAUCCCACUUACACGGAAGGGAUGUUGUCCAUCUAGACAUCAAACCCGACAAUAUCAUGGUUCAAUGUCGACGGACCGCUCAUACCACAACUAUCGAGCAGGUUCAGCUGACCGAUCUGGAGAACGCAGCGUACUUGCCCAAGGGCAGAUGCAUUAAAGGAAUGCUCGCUGGGAACGACAACUGGCGCAGCCCAGAGGCCCACUUCAAAGGGGAAUUGAACAAGCCAUCGGACAUGUUUUCUUUUGGUCUGGUAUGCAUCUAUGCUAUCCUUGGCCGUGUCAUAUGCGGGCCAGACGAAGAUUUCGCACACCACGAAACGCAAGGAGCUUUACCAGCUAUGAUACGGCUGCAGCGUCAAGUAUCCUACUUUGGAGACUCGGAAGGUCUCAAUGGGCUUAUGACUCAUGUUGGUGAUGAGGAAGUGAACUGCCAAGUCCUCUCAAUGCUCUGGGAAGAUCGAGACCAGGAUGGUAUUCCAUACAAACCGUUUUCGGAGUGGUCAGAACUUUGCGACGAGCAAUUCAUAGACCUCAUAAAAGGCCUCAUGAAUUUGGACCCCGCGAGACGAAUUUCUGCCUACCAGGCGUUACAGCAUCCUUGGUUUCUAGACCGACAUGGCAGCAUCGACUCUCUUGAUGACACUAGCGGUCGACUGGUCACGGAUGAUCCUAUACCAGCAGAUCGUUGAAAUUCCGAAGUGGUAGGAAGUGUAAGUUAUAAGUUAGUUGAAUAGUCGUACGAAA
Sphaerulina musiva SO2202 is the source of this 1090-nucleotide messenger RNA. Its product is annotated as kinase domain-containing protein. The record is from RefSeq and is a predicted model, not a curated record. Gene Ontology annotation, molecular function: ATP binding; protein serine/threonine kinase activity. The transcript has 4 exons. Gene Ontology annotation, biological process: protein phosphorylation; mitotic DNA damage checkpoint signaling. Gene Ontology annotation, cellular component: nucleus; cytoplasm. Bases 1 to 1035 code for a protein of 344 amino acids. NCBI's taxonomy places the organism in Eukaryota, Fungi, Ascomycota, Dothideomycetes, Mycosphaerellales, Mycosphaerellaceae.